This is a messenger RNA of Pseudogymnoascus verrucosus, 1127 nucleotides long. RefSeq lists its product as uncharacterized. The record is from RefSeq and is a predicted model, not a curated record. The transcript is spliced from 2 exons. Bases 270 to 833 code for a protein of 187 amino acids. Lineage: Eukaryota; Fungi; Ascomycota; Leotiomycetes; Thelebolales; Thelebolaceae.
CGAAACACCACUCCCCGGGCCAGACUAGAUGGGAUCGUCUACCCUGCAUCCAGCUACUACACAUAACCGUUUGAUACAUUUGCAGGGUGCUACGCUCGAUCCUACAUGGAUGAGGAAGGCACCCACAUUUUUCAAACCAAUCCCCAGAAUAAUUCCCAAGCUGAACAGUAUAUUACCCUGCCAUCUCCCUCCUGCCCCAACAUUAUCAAAAGCUUAUAGCCUCACAACCUCACCAUCACCACUCUUUCACCCAUCCAAACUCAUAGAAAAUGGCAAACCUCUACCCCGCCCCCACAAACCACAUCACCACUACCGACCCCACAACGGGGGAAUCCACAUUCCACUCCUCCUCCACCCCACCCCCCUUCAUCGAUCCCCUCCCCUCCUUCCGCGUCCACUACGUUUACUCCACCACCUCUAGCCCCGCCGGCGGCCCCCCCAUCAAAGAUGAUGAAGAUCUGAAAAAUUAUGAAGGCAUUGCGGCGAAGCCAAAGGUGCAUUUCCCCACUGCCGGGGGGACGGGGGGCUGUUUGAUACAUUUCUCGCCCAACCCAGAGCAAAUGAAGGGCGCCAUGCAUACCACCAGCACGCUGGACUAUAUCUUCAUCAUCGAUGGCACCAUGGAGCUUGGGAUGGCGAGCGGGGAGACGAGAAUCCUGAAGAAGGGGGAUAGUGCGGUGCAGAGGGCUACAACGCAUUGGUGGCGGAAUACGUCGAGGACGGAACCGGCUAUAAUGGCCGCGGUGAGUGUGGGGAUUGAGGGAGCGGUGGAGGAUGAGAUGAGGAUUGUGGGGGUUGUGCCGGAGGGGAACGGGAAGGAGAAGGGAGAGUAAGGGGAUGCGUUGCUGAGGGGAAUGGGAUGUAGUGCAGGGUGGCAGAAGUCUGAGUUAAUGGAUGAUAUUUGCGUUUAGGAGUGGGUCCUUGAAAUAUAGCUUUCGAAUCAAACGGGCUUUAUUCAUUAAGUAUCUUCAUAUCGGUUCCAGAAUUACAGAGCAUGGCAACGAGAAGAGGGACUCUUUAUCUAGAUUAGUAUGAUGAUAUACCGGUGGUUUGGUGGAAAUUAAAGGGCAGGUUGCGUGUUAUUGUUGUCGUUGUUUUCUUGCUAUAACCUUCUUACUACCAUUGCC